Messenger RNA from Ostreococcus tauri, 1128 nucleotides. Its product is annotated as HSP40/DnaJ peptide-binding. Gene Ontology annotation, biological process: protein folding. The coding region runs from base 1 to 1128 and encodes 375 amino acids. The record is from RefSeq and is a predicted model, not a curated record. NCBI's taxonomy places the organism in Eukaryota, Viridiplantae, Chlorophyta, Mamiellophyceae, Mamiellales, Bathycoccaceae. The transcript has a single exon.
AUGAGUGCUCGAUUCGCGAUGGGAUGUGACGGCCGCGACGCCGCGCUCGGGCACCGCACGCCUCGACGCGCGGGCGAGCGGACGCGUUGGAUGAAUCACUACGACGUCCUGGGCGUGGAGCCGACGGCGAGCGCGAGGACGAUCGCGAGGGCGCAUCGAGCGAUCGCGCUGGAGACGCACCCGGAUAAAGUGUCCAACGGGACGGAUGGAGAGAAAGCGGCGGCGCGGGCGCGGUUCGACGCGGCGCAGCGCGCGUACGAGACGCUGAGAGAUGAUGCGCGGCGGAUGGCGUACGAUUCGGAGAUGGAGGUGAACGGAGGACGACGGGACGACGUGAUGAUGAACGUGACGUUCGCGGAGAGCGCGCGGGGCGGGACGAAAUUAGCCGUGGUGCCGUUUAAGAUGACGUGUGAACGGUGCGAUGGACGUGGACGGAUCGACGGUGCGAAAGGGGAGGAGGGGGAUGAAGGGGUGUGCGGGAAGUGUCGCGGGGACGGGGUGAUGGAUGCGUAUUAUCACGGACGCGUGUACGUGCCGCGAGGCGUGGCGCACGGCGCGCGAUUACCGAUCGUCGGUCGGUCGCAGAGCGUCCGAGUGCGGAUUUUGCCGAGCAAACAGUUCACCAGGGAUGGGAUGCACGUCAAAUCGACGCUUCGUUUGAGCGCGGAGCAGGCGCGAGAGGGUGGGUUCUUCGACGUCGAGACGGUGUACGGGACGGAGACGGUGUACUUUGAUGAGGAAACGAAGCACGGGGACACGAAGACGCUGCGCGGCAAGGGACUGGAGCAGGGGAAGAAAUUAGGUGAUCACAUCGUGGUCGUCCAAGUCGAACGCGAGCGCGCGCCCGAGGAUGAAGGAGAGCCAUCCGAGGAUGAGGACGACGAAUCGGACGCGAAGAAGCGAAAACAGGACGACGAGGACGACGAAUCGGACGCGAAGAAGCGAAAACAGGACGACGAGGACGACGAGGACGAUGUGAACGACGCCAAACAGGAAGUGGAAGGAGAUGAAGAUGAUGCGAAGGAAGAUCCUUCGAACGCGGCGCCGGACGCGGCGGACCUCGAGCGCCUGCUCGCCGAGAAGAAAGCCAAACUCUUGGCCCAGCUCGACGCCGCGGGCGCCAAGUGA